CGCAAUGCCAUCUGGCUUCUCGGUGUCUAGGAGAUUGCAAGAAGAUGAUGCGGCUGAGCGGACUGAAUGCAUAAUUGGCCUAUCUUAGUCAUAGAUUUUCACUUGCCUUGUCCAGUUUCUUGCCAAAUUGCCGUUUAAUGUCGAACUGCAACCGGUGCGGUGUAGAAACUGAUUAGCAGUAACGGCAGAAGAAGAAGGAGAGUGAAUCAGUAACUAAGAGGAGUUGGGCAUCAAAUUGCACCGGAUGUCAUUACACGCACUUAAAUAUCGAGGACGAUCGUUUUUUUCGUGUGGCACAGCACAUGCAGGCAGAUAACCAUCAAACAGUAUAAUCAAGACGAAGUCAGAGCCAUGGAGGUUGUAACACAUUUUGUGAAUGACACUGUAGAAUUUUACAAAUGGAGCCUUACUAUAGCAGACAAGAGGGUGGAGAAGUGGCCAAUGAUGUCAUCUCCCCUCCCCACUCUGGCCAUCAGCUGCCUGUACCUGCUCUUUCUGUGGGCAGGGCCUAGAUACAUGCAGGACCGUCAGCCCUGUACACUCAGGAAGACCCUCAUAGUCUACAACUUCAGCAUGGUGGUCCUCAAUUUCUACAUCGCCAAAGAGCUCCUACUAGGCUCUAGAGCAGCAGGGUACAGCUACCUCUGUCAGCCUGUCAACUACUCCAAUGAUGUCAAUGAAGUCAGGAUAGCAUCUGCUCUGUGGUGGUACUACAUCUCCAAAGGAGUGGAGUUCCUGGACACAGUCUUUUUCAUUCUUAGGAAGAAGUUCAACCAGGUCAGCUUCCUCCACGUCUACCAUCACUGCACCAUGUUCAUCCUCUGGUGGAUUGGGAUCAAAUGGGUCCCCGGGGGACAGUCAUUUUUUGGUGCAACCAUCAACUCUUCCAUCCACGUGCUCAUGUAUGGUUACUAUGGCCUGGCAGCCUUGGGACCUCAGAUGCAGAAGUACCUCUGGUGGAAGAAAUACCUCACCAUUAUUCAGAUGAUCCAGUUCCAUGUGACUAUCGGCCAUGCAGGCCACUCGCUCUACACAGGCUGCCCGUUCCCUGCCUGGAUGCAGUGGGCUCUCAUCGGCUAUGCGGUCACCUUCAUCAUCCUCUUCGCUAACUUCUACUACCACGCUUACCGACGCAAACCUUCCUCCACGCAGAAGGGAGACAAGCCUGUUGCCAACGGCACCUCGACGGUAACUAACGGUCACAGCAAAGUGGAGGAAGUGGAUGAUAACAAAAAGAGGCAAAAGAAAGGAAGAGCAAAAAGAGAGUAAAGAAGGAAGAGGGCUUGCUUGGCGAUUAACAAAAAGAAGACAGUUGUUUUGAGGGCCAGAGAAGGAGGGAGGUGAGGGAAGGGACAAACAGAGAAGUUCAAACCAGACCGGCUUCAUCAUCCCUGCAAAUAAUGUAGAAGGAUGCGAUUCGUGACCAAUGUGGAAAGGUGAAAGAGUAGAAGUGUGUGUUUGUUGAUGUGUCUGUAAAGGUUUUUGGGUUUGAAAGGAGGAGAGGGGUGUUGGUUGUCCGCAUAACAGUUUUUUUUAAUCAAUAAAAGCAAAAUGCUGAUCAUGUAGGCUCUAGUCUCUUCUGUCCAACUGUGUUUUGGACCGUAAUAGGACCAAAACUUUGAGCCUACAAACUGCUCAGCAUCCACUAACUUAUCAACCAAAGUUCACCUCCAACUUUUGUACUCUGGAUUCCAGUAUUGUUUUAAAAGAAAGCUUGAAUAGUCUUUAAUACGCUAAUUUAUUUUCUAGUGCUCUGAAAGAGUUUUAUUGAAUUUAUCUAUUACCAACAAAAGAGCAUGCAGAAGUUUCAUUCUAAAAGCUUUUCUCGGUUCAAGGGGGGAGAUUUUUGUUUACGAAUACUUAGAGUAGUGUAAGGUUAGCAAACAAAAAAGAAAAUCACAAUUCAGAACAUUCUCAUGACUGCCAUCUAUUGUAUUUAACUACUUAUCAUUACCAAUCCAGCAUGUCAUGGACUUUACAUUUCUCUGUUGUCUCAAACUGGUAUCACUGCUGCAUUUGCAGAAUGACAUUUUCUUUGUGUUCGUUGUGAAAUUUAAAAAAAAUGGUUUAAAACGCUAAGGGAGGGGAACUGUAGUUUCUUUUAGUACUUAUGCAAAUUUGUGGGUAUGUUUGUUAUAUUUUUUGUGGGUCCUCAUGAUUUAUUUAUUUUGCUGUGCGAUGUAGCUGAGGUGCAAACGAAAGAUUGAAGUUCAGCUCAAUACUAUCUCACUGCCAUGUAGGACUGAAGGGAAACUCAUCCUAAAAAGAGCUUCUUUUUUUUUUUUUUUUAAAGAAAACAAAUGGUUAUUUCAUUGUCUUAAAAAUGAAAUCGGCACAGCUGAUCUGGCUGCACAUAUAACUGAAAUAAAGACAAUGUCAGUACCC
This is a messenger RNA of Scatophagus argus, 2385 nucleotides long. RefSeq names its product elongation of very long chain fatty acids protein 4-like. NCBI's taxonomy places the organism in Eukaryota, Metazoa, Chordata, Actinopteri, Scatophagidae. The coding region runs from base 352 to 1269 and encodes 305 amino acids. Gene Ontology annotation, molecular function: fatty acid elongase activity. Gene Ontology annotation, cellular component: endoplasmic reticulum; endoplasmic reticulum membrane. The transcript has 8 exons. The record is from RefSeq and is a predicted model, not a curated record. Gene Ontology annotation, biological process: sphingolipid biosynthetic process; fatty acid elongation, polyunsaturated fatty acid; fatty acid elongation, monounsaturated fatty acid.